Messenger RNA from Notodromas monacha, 1062 nucleotides. The record is from the annotation of a GenBank genome assembly. NCBI's taxonomy places the organism in Eukaryota, Metazoa, Arthropoda, Ostracoda, Podocopida, Cyprididae.
AUGGCGACGAAGACGACACUGACGACGACGUCAACGGCGACACCAGCAGCAGACUCAUUGCCAAAGACGCCGUCGUUCGAUGAGCACGAGGUUCUCGACGAUGUCGGCGAACUGUCUGCCAGUGUCGAGGCUCGUCAGGCCAGGGUUGCCAAAUACGCCGUCAGAGGCAAGGAGGACAAGAUCUCUGAACGCUCCGAGCCCGAUCCAGCAAUUCGGACCAUGCGGGAGGAUCAUGAAAAACUCUGCGAUGGUCAUCAAUCUGUACCACCAGUGAUGGCGUUUCAUCUGGGAUCCCUUGGGUUUUUGACGCCAUUUGAGUUUGAAAACUUCCAGGACCAAGUGCAUUAUGUAUUGGAAGGACAUGCAGCACUAACUCUUCGAAGCCGGUUGCGGUGCAUCAUAAUGCGUAAGGCAGACGAAGAGGAGCCGGUUGUUCCCGGAGUGACGCCCUCUAACGGCGCGAAGCUUAAGGAAAGCAACGCAGAUGUCGCUGCUGCCGGGAACGGCAGUAACCAUCACCACCACCACCACCAUCAUCAGCACCUCCACCAACACCAUCACAACACUCAGCACCAGCAUCACAACCACGGCAGUCUGGGGAAGCACCACACGCACCAUCCUGCCAAGCCAGUGGCACCACCUCCGAAUAACCUCUUGGUGCUCAAUGAGGUCGUUAUUGAUCGUGGCCCAUCGCCGUAUUUGUGCAAUAUUGACCUGUUUCUGGACGGGAAACAAAUCACUUCUGUCCAGGGAGACGGUACAUACAAAGACGUGAAGUCGAGAAUGGUAUUCUUGAGAGUGACGACGUCGAUUUACCCAGUGCCUUCGAUUUGCUCCCAAGACCAAAUCGCGGAUUGGUUCGAGUCCCUGGCUGAGUGUCUGCACUGGAACAUGCGCAAAAAGCAGCGCCAAUUCGACGAGUCCCUGUCUGACAAUUCGUACCCAGGGGAAAGAUCGUCAUCUUCGUCGUCGGCGUCGUCGGUGUCGUCAAUCGACGGAGAAAAUCCCGAUGACACUGACGGCGUGGUCCCGGCUGCUGACGAGAAAGUUGAGAAUAACUGA